CGUUUCAUUCUGACUUUUUAGUUUUUUCCAGGGUUUUUUCCUUUGAAAUACUACUGCAAUAAAACAUCUAAGAAUUUUGCGAUCAAUAACUUGACACUAACAGCAUGUUUCGACACUACAGACGCAUGUUGGCUACGGCCUCAGCGGCGGUGCAGGAAAAGAUGAUUGAGGAAGUUGUGAACAUCUAUCGUGAGCUUGCAAAGCUCCCUGUGCCAAGCUCAGGUUCAAUCCUCAAUGGCAAAGGCAAGGCUGUAACAGUGCACUCACAAUGGACCCAGAGAGAUAUCGAGAGGUCAGAGAAGGUCAAGUUCAGUCGGAGUCAUGUUGUCUCAAAGAAUGGUGAUGAGAUGGAGGUCGUAGCAUCUUCAUUUCCCCAGGAUUGUACUAAUGAGAGCUGGAAUAAGGUGUCGCCCUCUGGGAAAUUGAGAGUAAUCAUGCGGAAGGUUCCCAAUAAAAAGGGAGAGGACAAACAAUUUAUUGAGAUAUGGUGUGACAAUCAUAAAACAAAGAACAUUGACGUUCAGAAUUUGGAUAAGCAUGGCAAAGUGUAUGAACCAGACGGUCAGUUUGCCGUAAUGGAAUGGUCGUUCUCGGAACGAAAGCUUCUCUAUAUCGCUGAGAGGAAAGUGACCAAGUCUGCAUCGUACUUUGACAAGAAAACCAAGGAUUCGGAUGAAGAGAGUUGCAAAGCCACUGAGGAAGUUACUAAGGGUGAUGAGCAUGUGUACCGUGAGGAUUGGGGUGAGCAGUUAGUUGGGAAACAUCAUCCGGUGAUCUGCAUAUUGGACUUGGAUUCGGAGGAGGUGGAAAUCCUGAAGUCUGUCCCAGAGGAUGUCUCUCCUGGUCAGGCCACAUGGUGUGCUGAUGAUGCAGGUAUUGUCUUCACCGGCUGGAAUCAUGAGCCCUACAGACUUGGCCUAAUCUACUGCACUCAGAGAAGAUCAGCAAUUUACCACAUUGAUCUGAAGAGUUCUGCCUGCAAUCAACUAAACAGUGGGGAGAACGCUGUCAGGUGUCCAACCUUUAGCUCAGAUCACAGCAUCUUAGUCUGGAUGGAAACAGAUGUUUUAGGACCACAUGCAUCGGAAAAUAAACUUAUCAUGUAUGACUGGAAUACAAAAGAGUCGUCAGUCGUCCUUGAUUACGUCAACAGUUCACAAGGUGAUGACUUCCCUGGUCUGUUCACUGGUAGUUUCCCUGCGAGGUGCUGGUCGUCUGAUAACAAGAGGCUGAUAACCCACUCGGGUUGGAGAAGUAGGAGUGAAAUAAUUGUGAUAAAUGUCGAAACCAAGAAAGUGAUAAGGCUAACCAAUGAUGCAUUGUUUGGUAACUGGAUUGUACUGGAUGUUUGUGACGACCUCAUUCUGGCUCACCGCUCAUCCCCUUGUCAACCUCAUGCUAUGGUGCUUGGACAUCUGCCAGCUUCUGGAAAGGAGACUGACAUAAAAUGGAUGCCUUUGGAGUCGGAGGCGGUCGUAUUCGAAGAUAUCAAGUGGGAAGUCAUACGCCAUCAAGUCCCCAGUGAUGCCAUAAAUCCCAAAUACCCGUCUGUGAUAGAUUAUGAGAGUAUUCUAUAUCAGCCAGCGAACACCAGCCAGGAGGAUAAACCCCCAUUGGUGUUGUUCCCGCACGGCGGUCCUCAUUCGAUGUUUACAGCAGAGUUUAUGCUGUACGCUGCUGGGUUGUGCAAGUGUGGCUUUGCUGUGCAAAUGGUCAACUUCCGAGGAUCCUUAGGGUUUGGUCAGGAUAACGUCUAUUCUCUCCUGGGAAAUGUAGGAUCUCAAGAUGUAAAAGAUUGUUAUAGAGUUCUUGAGGAAACGUUAGAAACAAAGCCGGUGAACCGAGAGAAGCUGUGUGUAAUGGGAGGAUCGCACGGUGGAUUCCUUACUGCUCAUUUGAUUGGUCAAUAUCCUGAUACUUUCAAAGCAGCUGUGUGUAGAAAUCCUGUGAUAAAUGUUGGGUCGAAGACAUAUACUAGUGACAUACCAGAUGUGACAUGUACAGAAACCUUCGGUGUUGGCCACUUUGACUACAAGGACUCAGCGAGACCAGAAGAUUAUGAGGCAAUGUGGAAACAUUCACCUAUUAGCCAUUGUGACAAGAUGAAAACUCCGACAAUGAUUAUGCUGGGCAGUAAUGACCUUAGGGUUCCACCAAAACAAGGUCUGGCAUUCUACAAAGCACUAAAAUCCAGAGCUGUACCAGUCAGGGUGUUGAUGUAUGCAGACAACUCGCAUCCUCUAAACAAGGUGGACACAGAAGCGGAUGCAUUCGUCAAUAUUGUUCACUGGUUUGUUAAGCAUCUUUAAAAUUCGAUACGGAGUAGGGUUCUUUUCAAAAUUACUUUAAGGGGCCAAAUGUACUUUGGCAAGAAAUUAGAUUACAAUCAAACUGAUAUGCAUUCUCUCUUCCAAAAGUACGAAAUAGAUCACAAAGUGAAUGUUUGAAAAAAGGUCAUUACCACUUGAUGUUAUAUCCUUUAAAACUACAAUGCUGCCACUUAAGUCCUACUAAAUGACCCAAAGCAUUUACAAAAACAUAUCGUGAACUUAUGUGCUAUGCAUAAAAUUGCAAGUGGUGCUCUGCAUAAAAUUGCUUAAAACUAUCCUAGUGGUGCUAUGCAUAAAUUGCUUAAAAGUAUUGUUUCAGUGUGUCCUUUAGUGUCAGUAGGCAUGGCAUUAUUUUGAAAGUGUUACAUGAUUAACCAUUGAUAUAAGAGUAUUGUUCUGCUUGCGAUAUACAAUGUUGCAUCAUGUGAUUUGUUGCUCAUAUUACUGUUUCAAUUUUGAUGAGUUGCCGAACACCUUUGGUCCAAAUAUGACCGAACUUAGGCAGAAACGGCGCUCUCCUGAUCCAAAUGCAGGUCAUAGGUCUUUACUUAUUGAAUAUUUAGGCCCUGCAUCUUUUUGUUAAAGGUCGACGCCGUUUGAUAAAAAUUUGAAAUUUGUACUCUGUGUGAUAAUUUCAAAUUGCAUUGCCUUUGUGUAGACAUAUAUACAAAUACUAUGAAUGCCAAGUUUCAGCAAAUUUGUAUGCAUGAUAACUGCACUACGGCAUUGUGUAUAACUGCAUUACCCCUUUAAAGAGUAAUUAGAUCAGAACCACAUUUUUUCAUUUCCGUAGACACAGUUAUAGUGAUGACCCAGGAACCUCAGGUGGUAUAUGACUACUGUUAGCUAGUAAAUAUUCCUCGAUAUUUUGUGAGAUCCUUCACAAUAAAUGAGAUAAGUAAUCAAUUGCGUGA
This is a messenger RNA of Lineus longissimus, 3244 nucleotides long. RefSeq names its product acylamino-acid-releasing enzyme-like. Gene Ontology annotation, biological process: proteolysis. The transcript is spliced from 21 exons. NCBI's taxonomy places the organism in Eukaryota, Metazoa, Nemertea, Pilidiophora, Heteronemertea, Lineidae. Gene Ontology annotation, molecular function: serine-type endopeptidase activity. Bases 105 to 2309 code for a protein of 734 amino acids. The record is from RefSeq and is a predicted model, not a curated record.